This is a messenger RNA of Melopsittacus undulatus (budgerigar), 376 nucleotides long. It is a transcript of the gene C22H11orf98, whose product is annotated as chromosome 22 C11orf98 homolog. The transcript is spliced from 4 exons. The record is from RefSeq and is a predicted model, not a curated record. NCBI's taxonomy places the organism in Eukaryota, Metazoa, Chordata, Aves, Psittaciformes, Psittaculidae. The coding region runs from base 46 to 357 and encodes 103 amino acids.
GUACCGGAAGUGGAGUCAAACCGGAACCGGGGCCUAGCGCACACGAUGGGGAUCGGGGGGAAGAUCAACCGGCCGCGGACGGAGCUCAAGAAGAAGCUGUUCAAGCGGCGCCGGGAGCUGGCGAGGGGGGGGCGGCAGCGGAAGCGGCGGCCCCUCCCCCGGGGCCGGGACCCUGCUCAGCUCUGGGGGAAGCGGCGGAGGAAGGAACUGAAGAGGCUGCGGGCGGCGGAGAGGGGGGUUUCCGGUGUCCCCCCUCCCCCCGCCCCGGAGCCCCGGAGACCCCGUAGGGAGCGAGCAGAGAACGUGAGCGCCCCCGACGUGGAGAUGGCGGAAGUGGGAGACCCCCCCCAGCAAUAAAGAUGGCGGCGGCUCCGUC